Molecule: messenger RNA, 1806 nt
Organism: Bufo bufo (common toad)
Lineage: Eukaryota; Metazoa; Chordata; Amphibia; Anura; Bufonidae
Gene: LAP3
Product: leucine aminopeptidase 3
Exons: 13
Coding region: 86-1624 (512 amino acids)
Biological process (GO): proteolysis
Cellular component (GO): cytoplasm
Molecular function (GO): metalloaminopeptidase activity; manganese ion binding
Source: RefSeq, a predicted model, not a curated record
UCUGGGUGAUGAUGUCAUUACCCUGUGUCUAGGCACAUGUCAGAGGACACAGGCUGCACCCCAGUGACAGCUCCUGGCAGACAUCAUGCUGCAGCCCCUCAGAGCGGCGCUCCACAGGAGCUGCUGCAGGACACUCUCCUACAAUGCUGGGCGCAAGGGGCUUGUCCUAGGAGUAUACGAAAAUAAUAAAGAGGAUGAAAGUGCGCUUCUUACCCAAGCAGGGGACACGUUCGACAAUGUUGUUUCGGGAAAAUUGCGAGAUCAGCUGACCAGGUCAGGACCCUCCCUGAAGAAGGGGAAGACACGGGUAUUUUAUGGUUUGCAUGAGGAGUUCCCCAGUGUGGCAGUGGUGGGCCUGGGCAAACCGUCCGCUGGCGUCAAUCAGCAGGAGCUCUGGAAUGAAAGCAAGGAGAAUAUCCGUUCGGCGGUUUCAGUGGGCUGUCGGCAGAUGCAGGAUAUGGAGAUUGAAUGCGUGGACGUGGAUCCUUGUGGAGAUGCUCAGGCUGCGGCAGAAGGCGCUGUCCUGGGGUUAUUUGAAUAUGAUGAGCUGAAGUCAAAAAAGAAGAAAAAAGUCUCAGCGCAGCUGUAUGGAAGUCAAGACCUUGAUGCCUGGCAAAAAGGAGUUUCCUAUGCAGAGGGACAGAACUUGGCUCGUUACUUGAUGGAAUCUCCAGCCAACUAUAUAACACCCUCAAAGUUUGCUGAGAUCCUUCACCAGAAGAUUGGAGCAUUGGGAAGCAGCAUUAAGGCAUUCACAAGAUCAAAGUCGUGGAUUGAAGAGCAACAAAUGGGAGCGUUUUUAAGUGUGGCCAAAGGAUCUGAUGAACCUCCGGUUUUCCUGGAAAUUCAUUACACUGGCAGCCAGGACCCUAAUGACUCCCCUCUUGUGUUUGUGGGGAAAGGGGUCACUUUUGACAGUGGUGGGAUUUCCUUGAAGCCAUCAUCAGGAAUGGAUGCAAUGAGAGCAGAUAUGGGAGGAGCUGCCACCGUCUGUUCUGCCAUCUUGACUGCUGCCACCCUCAAGUUGCCCAUUAACUUGAUUGGUCUGGCUCCACUGUGUGAAAAUAUGCCAAGUGGCAGAGCUACUAAACCCGGAGAUGUUGUGAAAGCCAAGAACGGGAAGACAAUCCAGGUGGAUAACACGGAUGCAGAGGGACGGUUGCUCUUGGCUGAUGCCCUUUGUUACGCACACAACUUCAAUGCAAGAGCCAUAGUAAAUGCAGCGACAUUAACAGGCGCCAUGGAUGUGGCCCUGGGAUCUGCAGCCACCGGAGUGUUCUCCAAUUCUUCCUGGCUCUGGAAUCACCUUCAAGAGGCCAGCAUUGUGACCGGGGAUCGGGUAUGGAGAAUGCCUCUCUUUGAUCACUACACCAAACAGGUGACGGAGUCGGCUCUGGCAGACAUUAAUAACGUCGGGAAGUAUAGCAGAUCUGGUGGUGCCUGCACAGCCGCUGCCUUCUUGAAGCAGUUUGUCACCAUACCGCACUGGGCUCACCUGGACAUUGCCGGAGUCAUGUCAAACAAAGAUGAAGUGCCUUACCUGCGCAAGGGCAUGUCCGGCCGCCCCACAAGGACUUUGGUAGAAUUUGCUGAUCGUCUGAGUAAAGACCAGAAACCCACAUAGUUCUGACAUCGGUUCCAGGAUCUGCUCAGUGGACGCGAUGAACUACAAGUCCACAAGCUUUUUAUGCACUUGUUUUUUUACUAAUACAAAUACAAAUCAAAGCAAAUCCUGAAUUUGACAUCUUCAGAUUAGUCUGCGUGCAGAAUGGAGAGCUGUCAUUAUAGAAUAAAGAACAAAUCAAG